CAGACAGAGAGAGAUAGAGAGAAGUCGGAAAGCAGAGAAGCCAUGGAAAACCAGAGCGAUCUCAACCCGGAAAGGGAAACCCUAAUCAAUACAUUCUGCGAAAUCACCUCUUCUACCAAUCCCGAAGCUCUCUUCUACCUCGAGAGCCACAACUUCGACUUGGACUCCGCCGUCUCCACCUUCUUCGAGACCAAUCCCGCCGUCCCCUCCGCCGACGUUCCCGCCCCCGCCUCCGCCGCUGCGGCCAACGCACACUCCCCUGCUGACUCCCAGUCCUACUCCCCUUCCCAAUCCGAGUCUUCCUCUCCGCCUCGCUCGCGAUCCCCUUCCCCUCGCCGUCGCUCCAAACAGCCCCAGUCUUCCGGCGCGUAUAAUCUCCGGUCUUCUAAACACGGGAACGCAUCAUCAGCCCCUGGCGCUAGUGGUGCUGGCCGCCGGAGUGCCGGGAUUCAUACCUUCGCUGAUCUGAAUCGUCGAACCGCUGCAGGAUCCGGUAGCGACUCCGAUGAGCCUCAGGAGUAUUAUACCGGUGGAGAAAAAAGUGGAAUGCUUGUUCAAGAUCCAUCCAAAAUGAAUGAUGUGGAUGCAAUAUUUAACCAAGCCAGACAGACUCAACCUGUAGGUGGACCUGUUGAGAACCUUCCUCCGUCAAGUUCAAGAAGCUUUACUGGAACUGCACGGCGACUCACUGGUGAAACUGUUCCUUCUGCACCUCAGCGACCUGAAGUUGUUACCCAUAAUAUCACUUUCUGGAGCAAUGGGUUCACUGUAGAUGAUGGACCUCUCAGAAGGUUGGAUGAUCCUGAAAAUGCACACUUUUUGGAGAGUAUAAGGAAUUCCGAGUGCCCAAAGGAACUUCAGCCACCAGAUAGGAGGACAGCGGUCCAUGUUAAUCUCACAAGGAGAGAGGAGAACUGCCCCGCACCAGCAAAGCGGAAAACACCAUUUCACGGCGUAGGAAGAACUUUAGGUGGCACUACUAAUGAUGAUGCACCAGUAGAGCCAACAGUUGCAACUGCUCCCUUAACCUCUGCUCCUGCCCCAGCCAUGGGUCUCAUCGUUGAUGAAACCCAACCUUCCACAUCAAUUCAGCUCAGGCUUGCCGAUGGCACACGCAUGGUUUCCCGGUUCAACAUCCACCACACGAUCAGAGAUAUUCGAGGAUUCAUCGAUGCAUCAAGGCCCAGUGGUCCUCGGACCUAUCAACUGCAGACAGUGGGGUUUCCUCCGAAGCAACUUACCGAUCUGGAGCAGACGAUAGAGCAAGCCGGGCUAGCCAAUUCGGUUGUUAUCCAGAGAGUUUAGCUUAUUCCUAUCUUUAUUUACGUUCAGGCUUCAGCAAAUCAUGCUAGGUAACAUUCCAAUUUAUAUACCAUUAGUGAAAAUUAUGUACUAAAUUCAGUUCAAGUAUGAGCUGCUAUUGAUGCUCCCUCCAUCUGGAAGCUUAAGGCAUCAUGCCAUUUUAUUUGCCAUUUUUAAACGGUGUCUUGCAAAUGACAAGAAUCACAUUAUUUCUUCAAUUCC
Molecule: messenger RNA, 1524 nt
Organism: Ipomoea triloba (trilobed morning glory)
Lineage: Eukaryota; Viridiplantae; Streptophyta; Magnoliopsida; Solanales; Convolvulaceae
Product: plant UBX domain-containing protein 4-like
Exons: 4
Coding region: 43-1305 (420 amino acids)
Biological process (GO): proteasome-mediated ubiquitin-dependent protein catabolic process; nuclear membrane reassembly; autophagosome assembly
Cellular component (GO): cytosol; nucleus
Molecular function (GO): ubiquitin binding
Source: RefSeq, a predicted model, not a curated record